Molecule: messenger RNA, 1387 nt
Organism: Vanessa atalanta (red admiral)
Lineage: Eukaryota; Metazoa; Arthropoda; Insecta; Lepidoptera; Nymphalidae
Product: vacuolar protein-sorting-associated protein 25-like
Exons: 2
Coding region: 49-1245 (398 amino acids)
Biological process (GO): protein transport to vacuole involved in ubiquitin-dependent protein catabolic process via the multivesicular body sorting pathway; inositol phosphate biosynthetic process
Cellular component (GO): nucleus; ESCRT II complex
Molecular function (GO): inositol-1,3,4,5,6-pentakisphosphate 2-kinase activity; ATP binding; structural molecule activity
Source: RefSeq, a predicted model, not a curated record
AACUCAUUUCUUGUAAAUUUAUCUUAAGAAAUAUCAUUUGAUUUCACAAUGAGUGUAUUUGGUAAUGCGGUGAAAUAUUUAAACGAGGGAAAUGUCCACGUCGUUAUAUGCAUUUUAAAUACAGACUAUGUCAUAAGACUUAUUAAGGAAGAUGGGAAGAUGGUGAAAGACAUGGAAAUUAUCCGCAAUUCUGUAAGUUUCGUAAACUUUGUUAUGAUACCUUUAUUAUUUGGUUACUAUCAGUAUAAAGAAGAAAUAAUUAAAAUGACUUCAGAAGAUAUAUUGAGACUAUCCGAAAACCUCAUCAAUGUUCGACCGAAACAUAGACGUGUAAAAUCGAAUUUUAGUCAAUUUGCCAUUAAAGCGCCUAAUUUGACAAUAAUAUCAUAUAACUGUGAAAACUAUUGCUUAGAAAUUAAGCCAAAAGAAGGUUUUAUGGCAAGUAAUUUUAGUAAAUACUCAAAAUGUUACUAUUGUUUAAAGCAAGUUUUAAAAUUACAAGAAAAUGAAGUUAUAAACAUAAGUGGUUAUUGCCCCUUAGAUCUAUUUUCUGGAGAAAGAAAGAGAAUGAGGAAAGCUUUAUUGAACUUGAUUAAAAAUCCACAAAAUAACUUCAAACUAUUCAAAGAUGGGAAUAUUAUUUAUAAUGAAACAUCAAAUGUGAAUAAUUUUGAUUUUUUAAUCAGAAAUAUAACUCCUUAUAAUUCCUUGAAUGUAUUUUUGGAUUUAAUAAUAGAAAUAUUGCUAGGUGAUGGAAUUUCCGAUAUAGUAAUUAAAGAAUCAAGUGAGGAAAUUGACAUAAACACGAAUACUGAAAAUUGUUAUAAUGAUGGACACCAGCUCCCUGCUAACUGCUUCCUAAAUCAACUACUAACUUUGCAAAAAUUGUCUGAAAACAUAAAUUUAGAUUCGGUAACAAAAAAUGAUGAUUUUCAAUAUGUUGUGAACCUAUUGAAAGAUAUGAAAGAGCUGAACAUUAACUUAAUAAAUAUGGAUGAUCGGAAAAAGUUCUUUGAAACAAUCGAUCCACUUUACUUAGCCAUGAUAUCUGCAGUAGCAAAAGAUUGCUCUAUUAUGAUAUGUUUGUCGCCUGAAACUCAUGAAUUAUACCCAUCUAUAACAAUUAAAGACAAAAGAUUAUCAUAUAAAAUGUCUGUAACUGAUUUGGAACCAAAGUCAAUAAAAUCACUGGCCAAAAGAAAAACUACUGAACAAAAGCUAAUAGAAUUGUAUGAAAAAAAGUAGUGUAAUUCAACCACAUUCAGAAACAAGAUCCAAACAGUUGGAAGCUUGGCAGCAAUUGAUAUCAGAAUAUUUAAAAGUCACAAAGCAAUCAACCGUGGACAUAAGAGAGACACAGAACAGCCCCUUAUUUAACAAUGCCUCC